Molecule: messenger RNA, 4822 nt
Organism: Xyrichtys novacula (pearly razorfish)
Lineage: Eukaryota; Metazoa; Chordata; Actinopteri; Labriformes; Labridae
Source: the annotation of a GenBank genome assembly
GCUGGGAAAAUCUCUUGGCAAGCAGAGUGUUGUGUGUCCGUGUGCGCGUGCAGAGAGAUAUUGCUGAAGUCAAAAACAGGAAGAGAAGCUCGAGCGGCACAUACUCUGACACUCUUCACCUCUCUGGUCGUCACAGUUCUGUCUUCAGCAGAGGUUUGUGUCUCAUGGGCAAAGUGAAGGAAAAGCCGGGGCCCUUGGCUCGGAGGCCCGACAACUCUGCCUUCAAACAGCAGAGGCUGCCCGCCUGGUCUCCCAUGCUAACAGCUAACACUGUCCUGCCCUUCUUCUACUUAAUGGCUCUGAUAUGUUUGCUGCUGGGAGUGUGGCUGCUUCUGACAGUGCAGAGCACACAUGAAAUAAAGGUGAGUGUGUUUCUGGACAUUUCUUUUUUAUUAUUAUUUCAGUUUAUGUGAAAUAUUGUGAUGGAAUAAACAAAGUAUUCACAUGUGUGAGGGAGACAGAGUGAGGAAGUUGCCAAAUACCCUUGUGUGCAAUAAAAAAAGGGAGUGACAAAGCGAGGAAAGAUCCAAGGUUAUGUUUGGAGUUAGGUAAACAGGAAAAGUUUUUCUUUCUUUUUUUUUUAAUUCAUACUCUUCCUUCAUCAACUCUCUCUCUUGUCCUCGCAGAAGGACUACACAGACUUGGGGACAUGUCAACUAUGCCAUGAAAUGCGUAAAGAUGUUAGCAACGCUAACAAACCGUGCAGCUGCAGAGUAGAUAUUCCUGUUGAGAAAGCUCUCAAGGUAACUGCCUCCAAGUUCAUCCACAUAGUUUGCCAAAGUCAAUCAUAUGGUGUCAGUGAGUCAAGGUGAACCAAUGUUUAAACAUCUCCAAAAUGUUGAUGAUAUUUUUUCUGCUUCAUCCAUCCAGGGAGAUGUCUUCAUCUACUACGGCCUUCGAAACUUCCAUCAGAACCUUCGUAGAUACAUGGACUCCAGAGAUGAUGGACAGAUGCUUGGCCGGCAAAACAAAUUAAAGGUAGCUCCUGAUGUUUUCCAGUCAUUUAUGGCAGCUGGAAUACUGAUUUAAGCUUAAAGGAGAUACCAACACAGCUGCAAUUACAUAUCCGACAUUAUUUUGUGAUUAAAAUACCACGAUAAUAGAGCCCAGUUGUGGCCACAUAGUUUAAAUCUCAAACUAUGUUGGUCGACUGACGCAGGUAAAUGAAGAACAGUCAAAGGUUUUAUUCACAGUGAUGGUGAUGUGAUGAUUUACAGUGCACCUGGGUAUCAUCAUGACUUAUUAUGCAAAUUAAAAAGUCAUACCUACGCAGCAGAUGAAGCCAUCAGUUUAAAAAGAGACCGUAAAACUGAGGCUGUCAGCAGAAACACCGUCACGGCAGUGCCGUGAAAUAAAAGUUUGUCUUUGUGUGCUAUUUUGUCCCUUUGAGCAGACCAUAGUUCAGCCACUGUCGUGUUUUCCUGCUUCCUGCUGCUGCCAUCUUUGGAAAUAACACCUCUGCACACUUGAAGAAUAAACGUCCACAUGAUUGUGUUGACUUCGUGUCAUACAGAACACAAGCUUCACCAAAGAGGGCCUGUUUCAGGUUUCAGCCACCUCCUUUGUGUGAAGCAUACAGGUGUCAGCUAAGAAUCACUUUGGAGUGUACCAAUAGAAACACUUUGAGGUUGUCCUACCGCCAAGUCAUGUUUCAUACCACAUCGGUGUAGCACUGCAGCAUUUUUUUUAACAGUAAGUUGUGAUCAGAAGGCACAUUGCAGUACAUUCAUAGGCGUCACUUUGGGUUAUUAACAAAGACUGAAAAAACUCUUAAAUGAUAAAAAGAACUUUAAACGUGGUGAGAAAUAUUCUUAUACUCAGUUUACUAUUGAAAUGCAGUGAUUAAUUAUGACUUUGAAAACUGAAUGUCUUGACAGCCCUUAAUUAUAUGUGGAACUAUCUCUGAUUGCAACAAAGGACACGUCUAAUUAUUAAAGGUGAUGAUAUCAGUCACACCUAAACACAGCAGAGUUGUAUGAUUAAAGAGAUUAAGGGCCUAGCCAACAAAAUUAUAGAUACCUAAUGACAGAUUUAGGGAAUUAAAGAUGAAAAAUAUUUAUAAAUAAAAUGUGAAAAUUUCAUCUCAUUGUUACUGCUAGAUAAAUCGACAGUCUUUUCAUUUAAGUACCUAAAAUCUAUAUUUAAAUGCUUAAUCUUGAAUUGACUCAGCAUUAAUCCUAAAUAAGAGGGUUUUCAAUAACAAGAUCUGUAUCUGUACAGAAAUACGUAUCUGUAUGUGUUAUAGCCUAGACUUUGACUUUGACUUGAUUUCACUGAUAAAGAACCAAAAUCCCAUUAUCUUAUCUUGUGUGUUUUGAUAAAACCCUUUAUGAUCUUCUCUUUAAACACGGCUAUCACGAAACAUCAGUGAGCGGAUUCUAUUUAGAUGCUGAGUGAGUUAAAGUUUUUGCUUAAAGAUCCUGCUAGGAGUUUUUUCAAGUUUAAAUAAUCAACUGAAUUCAUAUUGAUGCCUUUUUACGGGGCACAAAUGCAAAUAAGACCAUCAGCAGCAGAACUGAUGAUUUUCAUAUUGUAGUUUUUAGGGCCUCAAAGCAGUGUGAGGGAUCAGGUGUCAGUGUACAGCUGAAGAAAGAGACGUUUUUUCCAGUUUCAGUGUAAAAUUGGACGAUAUAUUUUUUACACAAUCUAAACGUUCCUCACUGGAGCUUUAUUAAUUCACUUCCACCCCUGAAACUGUUUCACAUUGUUAAUCAUCAAAAAUAACCUAUCUCAGUUUCUCUUUUGAUCUUGUCCGACCAGGAUCCCAGUACAUACUGUAUGCCCUUCAGGAAGGACAAGGAUGGACGUCCCAUCGCCCCCUGUGGUGCUGUGGCCAACAGUAUGUUUAAUGGUGAGAACCAGACCAGAUCAGAUCAUCCUCAUCAAUUUUUUUCUUUUGCUGAACUCACAUCUUCCUGUCCCACAGACACCUUCAUACUGAAAUAUCAUGGCCGCAGUGGUCCCGAAGUAGUUCCUUUGCUACGAACGGGCAUCACAUGGUACACUGACAAAAAUGUCAAGUACCGCAAUCCAAAGACGCAAGAAAACUUCACACUGGCUCAAGAGUUUAACGGUGAAAAAGAUAUGUCUUUGAAUGUGUGUUUGAGUUUUUGGUCAGUCCUUGUGUAUCUCAGAUCUCUUACAGUGGGUCUCAUUAUAGGUACAGCAAAGCCUCCCUUCUGGGGGAAGCCUGUGUAUGAGCUUGAUGAACAUAACCCAAUCAACAACGGCUUCAUCAACGAAGCCCUGAUCGUUUGGAUGAGGGAGGCAGCCUUCCCCAACUUCAAGAAGCUCUAUGGGGUUUUACACCGAGCCCAAAAGCCCUUUAUCAAUGGUCUACCAGUGGGGAACUACAGCGUCGAGAUUUCCUACAGUAUCCUUUCACUGCUGAAUUUUAGUCUGUUUUAAAAAUGCUGCAACAAGCAGCAACCUUGAGAUUCAUUCUCACCAACAUCAUGGUGACCAAACGCUGACCUCCAGACUUAAAAAAAACCAUAAGGUGACGUCACAGCGCCAUAGUCGUUAUUUAUAGCCUAUGAGUUGCACGUGUCCCAUUGUGUAUGUUUGUUUCCUUUGUCUUAUCUCAUGUUAAACACUUAAACACAUGCAUAUAGACAGGGACUAUUUUAAGCUCGUUUCCAUUCGGCUCUUCUCUGUGAUCACCUAUUUUCAGCCUUGACCUCCACCUCUCUGCAGACUUCCCUGUGCAGUACUUCCGAGGCAGAAAGGAAGUGGUGCUGACCACGCUGACCUGGUUUGGAGGUCAGAACCAUUUCCUGCCCAUCGCUUACCUGGUAACCAGCAGCCUGAUCUUCCUGAUGGCUGUCGGUCUGACGGUGGUCUGGUGGAAAUAUGGAAAAGGUGGGAAGAACAUGAAAGCAUGAAGAGUAAGGAUGUGGAUGUAGAUGAUUAAAGAGCAGGAUAGAAAUAAGAAUUAAUUCAGUAAGAUACCUCAGCAGAGGAUGCUCCAAAAACAAUGAGGAAUAAGGUUUUAAAAUUAUUUCUCCUGUUAGCCAAAUGACCCUGAAAUAUUAGCUUUUAUAGCAAUGAUGCUCCUCUGAAAUUUUUAUGGGCUACUUUUUUAACCUGUUUGUACUUGAUGAAUUUUUACAUGUUUAAAUACACACCAUUUUAGUCCUGCACUGCUCUUAUGUGUUCAUACAGCUGUAUUUAUUAUUAAUGUUGAAUUAACAAUCAGAUUUUUGUCUCAGUUGAGUUUGUCGUCUUUUGUAUCUCAAAUAAGAAAACUCUUUGACGCUCCUUUUCAGAGGUUUAGAGAGUUGUUUCUGAACAUGGACAUUCCUCUCUCUCUCUCUCCUCAUUAUUGAUCACUAACAUUGUCACUGAUUAAAAAAACUGGCAUACUUCUUUGUAAACCACAUCACACAGCAUGCCACUGGGAACUUUUUAUUCUCAGUGGUUUUGUAAUGGUGGUCUGUUGAUAUCCUUAAGCCAGAAAAAUCAACCAAAAUGUUGACGUUUAUCCUUAAAACUUUUAAUAUUUCUGAACCAAAAUCGAUUUUGAUCUUUGGAGCAACUCUGCUAUCCUCAGGGAAAAUUAAACACGAUUUUAGGAGCUGAUACUUCAUUGGGAAAUGUGAGUUCUGCUUGAUGUACUUGAAGUGUUGCUGGGAAAUCUGAACUUAAUUGAAGUCUGCAUUUAAUGUAGCCUAACGUGUCUGUAAGCUAAGUAAAUAGACCUCAGCCACAUGUCUAAGUCUCUGUAAUGGCCUGUAACACUAAAUACAGAUGUAAAUAACUUUCUUGAUGACUUUUGCAUUUUUUACAUCCUGUAUGAAUAAAUGUGCUGUGAAAAAACAAA